Messenger RNA from Anoplophora glabripennis (Asian longhorned beetle), 500 nucleotides. Its product is annotated as placenta growth factor-like. Lineage: Eukaryota; Metazoa; Arthropoda; Insecta; Coleoptera; Cerambycidae. The transcript has 2 exons. The record is from RefSeq and is a predicted model, not a curated record. Gene Ontology annotation, cellular component: membrane. Bases 39 to 413 code for a protein of 124 amino acids. Gene Ontology annotation, biological process: hemocyte migration. Gene Ontology annotation, molecular function: growth factor activity.
GUGCGUUUGUUAACUUAACAGUUGAAGCUAGGAGAACGAUGCACUACAUCAGAGUGGCCUUGCUGUUGUCCUUAAGCGUCGCGGUGCGCGCUGAUCUCUUACUCGCUUACAGAGAGCACGAGGCUCUGGUGAAAGACUAUCCUUGCCGUGACCCCCAGCCCAGGGUGGUAGAGCUCGAAGAGGUCAUUGGGGAAGAUGUCUUAAAAGAGGAAACUAAUGGAUGUAUAGAGAAAAUCAGUCCAACUGUGACGAUGUUACACAGAUGUUAUUCGGCAGGCUGUUGCCAAAACCCUUACCAGAAAUGCAUGCCAGUAGACACAGACGAUGUGACGCUGACCUUCCUCAUAACGGGCGACACUAUAAAGUACUUCGAGGUGACUGCUGUGAAUCACACUCGAUGUGGAUGCGCGUAAAAAUAUAUGAGGAGGAAAUUAAUCAUUUCUAUUGAUCUGUGAUAUAUUGUUAAUAUUUAUUUAUUUAUUGUACGACUGCUAUUUGUU